UUCGUACCCUCUGGACGUCACACUGUAUCGGGUACAUCGGGUACAUGGGCCGGCCGAGGCCGGGGGGGUCGGCUCAACCUUAGAUUGCACGGCAAAACCAGUACCCUCCUGACGUCACAUCGCUUCAAGAUGGCAGCCAAAAUCGAAAUGCGACCACCAUUCUUUAUCCGCCUUGGUCGAAACCUAACCUAACCUAACCUAACAACAUGUUAUUGUUCAAUUGUUUUGUUUUCGACUGCGUGUCUCUUCAGCUUUCGUACUUCUAGAGAGUCUCAAUCAGAUCUAUUUGUGUCUUUUCAGCUUUAAUUUCCGUAGAUUUAUGUUUCCAAGUGCUUUCAACAGUUAAAGAACACGUGUCCUCGCUCGUUAAACGCUUUUCGUAAAGAACCAUAUCUACUCCUCUCUUGAGUGUUGGACCCUUGUAAAACACCAGAAUGGGAAGCACAGAAGACUUUAGAAAUGCAACCAAAACUGCAGCCAUCAAAUGUGACCCGGAAGAAUUUGGCCCAAAUUUCAAGGUGCUCCCAUCUAAUGAUCAAGUCAAAGAGUUGCAGACCAUCCUUCGUGACAAGACAACAACGCGCAGUGAUUUUAAGUUUUACGCCGAUAGAUUGAUCCGUCUUGUGGUUGAAGAAAGUUUGAAUCAAUUGCCAUUCUCGCCUUGCUCUGUCGUCACUCCAACCGGUGCUGUUUAUGAGGGCCUCCAGUACAAACGUGGGAAUGUUGGAGUCAGUAUUGUAAGAAGUGGGGAAGCCAUGGAACAGGGGCUUCGAGAUUGUUGCAGGUCAAUAAGAAUAGGAAAAAUUUUAGUCGAAUCUGAUGCUGAGACGCACCAAGCAAAAGUAGUUUAUGCCCGAUUUCCGGAAGAUAUUGCUGCGAGAAGAGUCCUCUUAAUGUACCCAAUUAUGAGCAGUGGUAAUACUGUAAUCAAAGCCGUGCAAAUUCUGAAAGAUCAUGGAGUUCCAGAAGAUAGUAUAAUUCUUUCAAAUUUGUUUUCAACACCAUUUGCUGUCCGAGCCAUCACGUCUGCUUUCCCGAAGAUGAUCAUUCUCACAUCGGAGCUUCACCAGAUUGCACCAAACCACUUCGGACAAAAAUAUUUUGGAUUAACUUCAAAUUAACGUUGUUUUAAAUAGCAUAUUUUCACCUGAAUUUAGUCAAUUAAUCUCUUUACUUGGUCUCAAGUAUCACUCUUAUUUUUACCUUCAUUUAUUGAUAUUUCUCUUGAGACUUUUAAUAAAGCCAAAUAUCAAUGAAAAAUAAUUUUAAUUAGAUGUAGUUCUCACUGAUACUGCAGCUCAAAACCGAGCAAAAUUCAUCAUCAAUUUGCUUUCCAACUGAUUGUCUUAAUUAGAAAUUAAAUUCACAGCACUAGAGAUGUUAAUAUUUUAUUUGUUGUAUUUAAAUUAUUAUCUUUAUAUCGUACACCUAAAUGCAUUUUGGUUUCUUAAAACCACUCGUAACAUUGUAACAAUUUUACAGUACAAGAGAAAGUUUCCUGAUAAAUUUGUGGACUUAUUCGUUUAAAUUUACUGUUUCAUUUUCUUUUAUUUUUUAUAUAUGUUCUUGAAAUUCUCCAGGAACAGGAAUGUGAGAUACGUUUACCGUAUUCAAUGUAUCAGCUUACUGUGAAGCCGUCCUGAUCAGCUAAAGCAUUUAUUUUAUUUCUUCCUCAUGGCCUCCUCAGAAGAUAUUUUAAACGUUUCUUAACCAUGAAUACAUCCUGCUGUAGACGGCUGUCUUUUUCUUCCAUGAUUUUUUUACUCUUUUGAGGUCCUGUCGAUUCUCAAAAGGAACUCCAAAGACUCCACUAUCUUGAGUUCAAAAACAGCUAUCAAUGAAACAAGGCGAAGGACUUUGCUUGGAAUACCAAGAAAUUUGGUGCUGGCUAAAGUUCCAUAUUUUUUGAUAAGUGUUCCUUACAACCCUCUGAGCACAAUGAGCUUUUAGUGCCAAAAUUUACAUACAGAAAGUUCAAUUCUAAAAGCUCAUUGUAUUCAGGAGACCAUGAGGAACAUCUUGUAAAAAAAAAAUAUCAAAUUUAGGCCUGCCGAAUUUCAUGAUAUAUUGUGAGUAGUCCUUCAUCCCCUCUCUUUUUCAUGCAGAGCGUUAGUUAGACUCAAACCAGAAAUAUGUUGUCAUGUACUGACGGUAGAGGUCAUAAAGUACAUACGUACCACGGGUGAAUAUCAUACGUAAAUGCUUUGAUAACUUCAAAGCAUUUACGUAUGAUAUUCACCCGUGGUAUGUAUGUACUUUAUGACCUCUACCGUGAUCAGCAAGUAUUCCUCCAGUCACUAGAAUUUGUUAUGAUAAAAGGAGCACCAUGUGAAACUUAUUUUCAGCCAAUACUAUUAUUGAGGCUUUUACUCAAAUUCUAAUUUUUUCCUUUAUAACAUUUUUUUCCUUUUAAACAUGUUUGGAUUCUUUAUGGUUCAGUUCAUUGGAAUAAUUUUAUAACUUUUCCCCCUCCUUUUUUAAUUUAUUGAAAAUUAUUCAUUCUCCUAUUCAUCGUCAGAUUUGCCUGGCAGGUGGAAAUUACUUAAUUAUCAGUGAUUCUUGACAUCAUUUCACAAUUUGUACCUUCAUGUUUGCUUUUUCUGUUUCAAAUUAAGUGAUUAAAUAUCAAUGUGUCUUUUCUUGUGCAUAAUACUUAGUGGCUCUAUAAGUCAAGUUGUAGUAUGAUUUUAGACGAUAAUUUAUAGAUUAUUUUUUUGUGCAUUAUUUAAGUAUUUUUUCAAUGUUACCAGAUUUUAUGGAAGAUUGCAUUUUCUUUCAAGGCCUUUAUUGCCUAUUAAGUUUCCUCGCAUUUUUGAAAAUUCAUCGAUUUUCUAGGACUAGGCAAGUCCACUUUUUUACAUCUCUUCAUAGGUUUUUUUUUUUUUUUUUUUUUUUUUUUUUUGAAUAAAAGGAAAUGAAGGGUUAAAGAUACUCACAUGGUUGUGUGAUAUGUAUCAGUUAUUUGUAAGAUGUUAACUCUCAUAGUUGAAACUCUCGCACAAACAUCAUUAAUGAUUAUUUAUGUCCAGAACUAAAGACAGUGUUGCAAUAUUCUGUUUAAUAUCGACCAAAUUGAGAAUGUUUUCAUGAUAAUUUCUACAAAAAUCAAACUAAAACUUGAAGCACAAGGAAAUUUUGGGAUUGAUGAGUAAAAAAAAAUCAAUCAAUUUUCUUUCUUUCUUUGGAUUCUUUGCUCAGCAGCGUUCCAAUUUCUUUAAGAUUAUCACUGACCCUCUCCCUCACUGUGAAACAUAAUCAAAGUAUGAAUGUUCGGUAUUGGGGAGGCUGAGGGGUCUGGUGGAGCCUCCGGGAGAAAAUUGGGGGAGGGGACAGCUACUUAUGGCAAAUCUUCAAGACCAGAGAACAGAUUACACAAGUAAAAAUUUUUGUUUGUUUGUUUUGCUUUUCAAGAGAUUACGCACUAUUAAAAAAACGACAGUAAAUUAAAUAAGUAGAUAGAUGAAAAAUAUGAGAUCCCUUUAGAAGUUAUGACUAGCGCCCGGCAAAAAUUAAAUUCAGAGCGGAAGGGAUGGUCCGCAGGAAUCGUUAUUUGAACUUGAGAGCCCCUUGACUCGACCAUGUCUCACAGAUUGAAGGAAUACAUCUGAAACAAAUGAGGCAAAAUCCUAUGUAUAAUGUUAAGGCGAUGCUAUUCAUUCUUGCGAAAUCUCGGAUCCUUUUUUUUUAAUGUACUUUUGAAGCAUGGUUUAUUGUAUUAUCUUUCUCUGAAUGUAAAGCACUUUUCUUUUAUAUCAGUAGAUUGUAUCCCUCAUCUGCAUUUUAUCCUGUCCAAUUUGAUUUGCGUUUUUAUCCUCCUAUACAUAUCCUAAUCUUUUCUCACCUCCUUUUUGCAGGUACCUCAAAAGUUCGGUCAAAAUAUCCCAUCCUUGUUGAGAAGCUUGCAUAGAAUCAGAAAAUCCUUCUUUUUCCUUUCCCAUCUUCUUUCCUUGCCUUUACUUUAUCUUCGAAGUAUAAUACUUAUCAUACUGAUGUGUAACCCUUUUUUACCUACUUGUUUCCAUUGUUUUUCUCUUUUUAAAAAAAUAAAAAAAAAUUGAAAUUUACAAAUUA
Molecule: messenger RNA, 4071 nt
Organism: Bemisia tabaci
Lineage: Eukaryota; Metazoa; Arthropoda; Insecta; Hemiptera; Aleyrodidae
Gene: kri
Product: uracil phosphoribosyltransferase krishah
Source: RefSeq, a predicted model, not a curated record